CUCUCGCCGAUCACCCCUCUAAGAGUGGUUCGGUUAUUAUUCAACUUGGUUUCUCUACUUAACCUGGUCGGUAUAUUUCCGAUUCCUUCUGCUUACAAGAACCAACUCGGCCAAUACCCGACUGUACCCUCAGUACGGGUAUGGUCGGUCGGGGGCCGACACAACUCUCGCAUACAGGGACUACCCGAUAGCAAGGGCAAGGUCCCACUGUCCCUCACCAAAUAUUAGCCAGAUCAAAACGGUUAAGGAAAUCCCUACAUUCUCGGGGCCCAUAAAGCCCGUAAACAAGAAACUAUAAAAGAAAAAAUCCUAGAGUUGAGAAGACAGAUUAUACUCUUGAAUGCUCUGACUUUGAGGUCUGACUUAGGAAAAAACCCUAGUGCACCUCGUGGCCGGAACAAGUAGCAUAAGUGAAACUACAAAUGCAUAGACGUAUAUAGCAAGCAUAAUAUUUGGACAAAUUCUUGGUUCUUCUCAGUUUUAGAAAUUUAAACCUCCACCAUUCAUUGGAGAUUUUCAUAUGUUUCACGAAUAUAAUCGUAGUAUUUGCUAAGUUUCAUUUAAACAAAUAAUGACCGCGUUUUUAUCAUUAAAUAUACGGUUGGGUCAUCGCAAAAGUUUUAAAUCGGAAAUAGCGACCUGGAUUUGAACGUUUUCUGUGGGGGCGAGAAUAAAAGAAUAAUUCGUUGCACACUCAAAAUAGUUUUCAUUUCUUUAUAUUCCGUCAUUUAUUAUAUCUAUUCAUUUACCACUAUCUAAAUCUAAAUAUGGGUUGUAAAAUAAUAACAAUAAUAAUAAUUAUUAUUACCCUAAAGAAUAAUAGUACGUACUCAUUUGAAGCCAUAAAGCAUUCUGAACGAAGGCUAAUUAAAGAAAGAAAAGUCAUGAACCUUGCAACCCUCCAUAGAUUGACUUGGACGUUUGAAGGACCGCGUUUGCUUUAUAUAUUUAUAUAUACAUAUGUUCUUUUCUUGUGGAUCGCUGAAAUAGGUUAGUUUCCAUUCCUCCGUUACGUACCUUAAAGUAAGCAUCUUGAAAAGAAGGAAAAGGCAGAAGUUAUAGAGCAUCGCUCCCUCACUGCCUCUGCAAGCAAAGUCCCUGACAGGAUAUACCAAUAUUAUGUAUAGGAUAAAGUUAAAAGAUGUUAGGUGUAGCUUGUGUUAUGGUAGCCGCAAUUAAUUGUUGCAUUACAUCAGGGUAUCAUAAGAUUAGCGUUGUUUGUGUGGAAACAAAAUUGUAAAUGACUACUCCAGCGGAUACCAACCUUACUUUGUGAGCUUGUGUCAGCUGGAAGUGGCUAUUGAAUCAGAUGCCUUUCCCUUUGCCGCUGCUACCACUCAUGUAAUCGGAAUUCCUUUGUUGUUUCUUUCAACUUGUAGUAUUUCUUUUUCUUUCCUCAUUUCCCUUUUGAGAGCUAUAAAUAGCAUGCCUCACGUCCACCAUGUCCAUAUACAUGAGUGCUCAUUAUUAAUAAUUCAUAUUACCUUACCCUCUAUCAUUCACGGUUUGAACAGUUCAAUGGCUAACCCACCCCCAGUUCGUCCAUGGUUCCGCUUAGCCUCCAUUCGCUCCACCCCUGCUCCUGCUCCUGCCCCUGCCCCUGCCCCUGCCCCUGCCCCUACCCAAGAAACACGCCCUACCCUACCCGCAUUUAGAACAGCUUCAGCACCUUCUUCACCACAGACUCAUCCAACUCAAACCCCUCAAGAACCUUCUUCUCAACCUCACAAAGUUUCCUCUUCUCUCCCAACUUCUCCACUUCAAAAGCCUACACUCACCACUUCCCCACGUGUGCCAAGUCCCAAUAACCACUCUCCAAAAACAGUAAAACAAAGUGAUCAUAAUCGCAGCCCAAAGCAGUCACCCAACAACAAACACACCUCUCCUCCACCCUCUCCCCUCACCCUCCCACCUUCCCAGUUGCGGGCCGAGCCCAAGAUACCCGACCAGGCCGAGCCCAAAACCGUCCUAGUCCAGAAAACCAUCGACAGGCCCAAGCCCACCUCGCACAAUGGCGGCCACGUUAAACACCACCACGAUGAGUCCAAGGAGAAAAGCCUUCACAGAAAGGUUUCGGACUCCGAGGACUCCGGCAUGAGAGUCAUCACCAUUGCCGGAGAAAACCGUGGUGCCUUCAUGGAACUCAUCCAAUCCCCCAAGAAACACGACCCCAAGUACCUUCACAAGAAGGGCACCAUGAGUUCCAACAUCAACGUCGACGGGGUUGAAUCGGAGGGUUCCAGCGCUGAGGAAGGGAAUGUGAACAAGAAGGAUAAGAAUCAGAAGGGUAGAAGCGCGUCUUCGUUUCCCAUGUCUGCCUACAUGAACAGCAACGUUCAGUGUGUCAACAACUCUCUCCUCUACCACACUUCUUGCUCCCACCACGACCCCGGAGUGCGCCUUUCUCUUUCUAAGAAACCCUUCGGUGAAGGCUUCCAUAUCAAGGAACACGUUGAUGCCCACCACGAUUGAUUCUGUUUCUCGCUUACACUUACACUAUGCUAAUAUGGUAUAUAUCCCAGAAAAAAACAAACAAAAAAAAGGUUGAGUUGAGUUGAGUGGCCAACUAGGUGCAUGCAUGGAUUCUGAUUCUUGUGCUUCACUUAUUCUCUGGAGCCAAGUUGAAGAUUCGCCACUGCCUUUGGUGGAAAAUAAAUGUAUUGUAUGCUAAUAACUAUCCAAACACUUCAUUGAUUAGCUUUUGUAUGGAAGAGAUUCUGAUUUCUGAACCAGUGGAUUGGCGGGGGGGUGUGUGUACGUCUUAUUUGUUCAUUCAGAAGGUGCUGUUUCUAUCACCAAUAAUGUUGUACGUGUUAAAACAUUUGUUCCCAUAACAAUUCUGGUGUUCAAUUCCAUGUAUUUCA
Messenger RNA from Cajanus cajan (pigeon pea), 2864 nucleotides. RefSeq names its product serine/arginine repetitive matrix protein. Lineage: Eukaryota; Viridiplantae; Streptophyta; Magnoliopsida; Fabales; Fabaceae. The record is from RefSeq and is a predicted model, not a curated record.